Drosophila willistoni is the source of this 2334-nucleotide messenger RNA. Its product is annotated as nose resistant to fluoxetine protein 6. The transcript has 7 exons. NCBI's taxonomy places the organism in Eukaryota, Metazoa, Arthropoda, Insecta, Diptera, Drosophilidae. The coding region runs from base 433 to 2124 and encodes 563 amino acids. Gene Ontology annotation, molecular function: acyltransferase activity, transferring groups other than amino-acyl groups. The record is from RefSeq and is a predicted model, not a curated record.
UAGUUGAAUUUUAUUCAUUUAGUCGAAAGCUAUUAAGUAAAACAAACUAUGAAGAAACUCGAUAUAUUUAGCGCUAUAUUUUUGUGGAUCUUGGUCUCAGCGGCAUCUGCAAGUCUCGCAAAAGAAGUCGAAUUUCCCAACAACUAUCGGGAAAUCAUUAAAUUGCGACAGUGGGCAGGAGAAUUUGUCGAUUAUUUACAGAAUGCCACAACUAAGGACUCCAACUUGAGAUUGACUAAGGAAAGUGAAGAGUGCAUGGCUGAUUUUGCAUUGGUAACCGAAGGCCUAACCUCUGGCAAAAUAUGGGCCAUGAGAAGUAAGUUUUAAGGACUCAUCAAGUCAAAUUUUUAGUGCUAAUAUCCUUACAUAUUCCCACAAACUGUGAUUGACUCUUGGGGUUCACUGCCAUCUGGAGUACUUUAUGGCAACCACAUGGAUCUGGGCAACUAUGAUGAAUGUGUGAAUAUAAACCAAGAGAUUACGUCUAGUCAACGUGUAACCGGCAAGUACUGCUUUGCGGAUGUUCCUAUUGGCAGUUUGCUGCUUGGAUCAAGUGAAUUAGAUGUGAAGACUGCCGUUUGCUUUCCCUCCUCAUGUUCGGCCGCUAAUAUGGACACAUUGCUUCGUGGCUUUCUUAAUCAACUACUUGGUCAAGAGCUUAGUGAGGACAUUCAAAUGGUCGAUGAAACAUCUUGCAGAAUAUCGGAGCAGAACUCUUUUGAUGGUCUUACCAUAUUCACCAUAGUAAUUUUAUCUGUAAUGGCUUUACUUGUUCUUCUGGCCACACUAUAUGAUUAUUUUGUGGACACCAAGGAACUGCCUGCACUUAUCGGAGUGUUCUCAGCUCGAGCUAGUACUCGUUCUCUAUUCCGACUCGGGGAAGGCAAACCAAAUCCCAAUGUCAUUGAUUGCCUUCAUGGCAUGCGCUGCAUGUCCCUCAUUUGGGUGAUCUUUUUCCAUGAGUAUAUGAUCAAUUUUAGUCUGCCCAAUCAAAAUUCCGAUUAUAUAUUGGAGUGGUAUAAAACGCUAUUUAGCUCAAUUUUUACCAAAGGCACUUUUUCGGUGGAUACUUUUUUCUUUAUCACCGGCUUGUUAUUGGUAUUUGGUGGCAUGCGCACGUUGGAGAAAUCUAAGGGAAAAGUAAAUGUGCUCAUGAUGUAUCUGCAUCGUUAUCUACGUCUCACACCAGUCGUGGCUUUUGCCAUACUAAUCUACAUGAGGAUUCUUCCCCUGCUGGGUGAUGGCCCUUUCUACACAGGAUACUUUGAAGAUUAUAAUGAAAAUUGUCAAAAGACAUGGUACAUGACUUUGUUGUAUGUGCAUAAUUAUGCCACCAAAGAUUUGUGUCUUAGCCAUACUUGGUAUCUGGCCGCUGAUAUGCAACUGUAUGUGGUUUCAGUUCCCCUGCUUAUUGCCCUCUACAAGUGGGGCAAGAAAGCAGUUAUUGGUAUAAUGGUGCUCAUUAUACUACUGGCCAUUUGUCUUUUCUGUGAAAUUGCAUUUGCACAGUAUUCAAUACAUGAUCGAACUACAUUCACAUUGGUCUACUAUGCCUCACACACUCAAGCUUCACCAUAUUUCAUUGGAUUGCUAUUUGGCUACUUAUUGCACUUUAAUCGCGGCAAGAGCUUCGAACUGCAUCGCCUUAUUAUUUGCCUGGGAUGGUUGAUUAGUUUGGGCCUGCUUUUGACCUGUGUCUUUUCUUUAAGCGCCUACGAUGGCAUUGAUAAGGUUCUCCCCUAUCUGGAGGAUGCCUUUCAUUUAACCCUUGCUCGUAUUGCCUGGCCUUUGGGUCUUUGCUGGAUUGUCUUUGCCUGUAUGCAGGGUUAUGGUGGACCUGCCAACAGCUUUCUCACCUCACCCCUAUGGCAGCCAUUAUCUAAACUCUCGUAUUGUACUUACAUCUUUCACAUGUUUUUUGUGGCACUUAAUAUGGGCAUUACACGAACCAGCACAGUUUUUAGUGAUUACAAUGUGAUGCUUCGUUUCUGGGGAGAUUUUGGUUUCUCGAUAUUGUUAUCCUAUUUGAUAUACAUUCUUGUUGAGGUUCCAUUCGGUAAUUUGGAAACCCUUUUGCUGCCCACUCGUAAAACUGCCAAAGUGGAAGGCCCAAGACAGAAUUAACUAAGCUCGCUUGACGAUUGUCAAUUGAUUACAACUAACCAGGCCCCCAAACUGCUUCUAAAUGUAUAUUUUCCCACCUGAUACCUUAUCGAAUUUAUGGGUAUUCUAAAAUAUAAUCUAUGGCAUGGAUGACAAACUCAUCUAAACAAUUGAACCAGACUUGGUGAUGCUUGGAACGUUGUCAUAAGGCUAUACUAAUUUCAGUUUUGC